Messenger RNA from Micropterus salmoides (largemouth bass), 2043 nucleotides. It is a transcript of the gene gmeb2, whose product is annotated as glucocorticoid modulatory element binding protein 2. Bases 42 to 1559 code for a protein of 505 amino acids. NCBI's taxonomy places the organism in Eukaryota, Metazoa, Chordata, Actinopteri, Centrarchiformes, Centrarchidae. The transcript has 10 exons. Gene Ontology annotation, cellular component: nucleus. Gene Ontology annotation, molecular function: DNA-binding transcription activator activity, RNA polymerase II-specific; RNA polymerase II cis-regulatory region sequence-specific DNA binding. The record is from RefSeq and is a predicted model, not a curated record. Gene Ontology annotation, biological process: positive regulation of transcription by RNA polymerase II.
UAGAGCUAGCGCCCAGCAGUGUGACGCUCCAUCUGCGCUCCAUGGCUUCAUCAGAGGUCAGCAUGCAGGAAAUGGGUGAGGUGGUCAUCGUUACCAUUCCAGAGUCUGUGGGCGAGGACCUUCCAUCUGUGGUGGAGGACGAUAAGGCAGUGCUGGUGACCGCAGAGCUGACUCCUCAGCCGGGGGAGGACGUCCUCACAAUGGUGCCAGAGGAAGCAGAAGCUGGAGCCAGCAGAGCAGAUUCACUGUCAAAGGAAGAGACUGUCAUUGUGAAGUUAACUGAGGAGGUGGAUGUGGAAGCUGACGUCUUCUAUCCGAUCACCUGUGGAGACGCCAAAGCCACGCUAGUGUGGAAGAAGUUUGUCUGCCCUGGGAUCAACGUGAAGUGCGUCCAGUUCAAUGAGCAGCUGAUCAGCCCGAAGGAGUUUGUGUGUUUAGCAGGGAAAUCCACUCUGAAGGACUGGAAGAGAGCUAUCCGCCUCAACGGCACCAUGCUCAGGAAGAUCAUGGACUCCGGUGAACUGGACUUCUACCAGCACAUAAAGGUGUGCUCCAACACCUGCCGCAGCACUAAGAUAGACCUGGUGGGAACCAAAGUGUCCAUCGGCGGUGACCCGUCUGCCGAACUGCUUCCUGCCACCCCCUCAUCUGCUGAUCUGAACGGAGCAGCGGUCUCGUUUCCAGAGGUGAUGGAGGAAACGUCAGAGUGGGUCACAGCCAUCGGAGAGGACUCUGUGGCGUUCUGGCGUGGGGUGAAGGAGGCGGGCCUCCUGGAGGAGGUGGUGGAGGACUUCCAGAUAGAGCUGCAGGAGGUGAUGAAGGGGCUGCAGGAGAGGGCGUGUGACCCGCCACUACAGGUCAAAGAUGCUGUUUUGCUGAACAACACAGUGCAGAACUUUGGGAUGUUGGACCUGGUGAAGAAGGUUCUGGCGAGCCAUAAGAGCCAGAUGGACCGUUACAGAGAGCAGUACACGCGGAGCCUGGCCUCUCUGGAGCAGCAGUGUGACGAGCACAGGAAGCGAGCCAAGGAGCUGAAGAGCAAAUCCCAGCACCUGAACAACGUCCUAAUGACCCUUACCCCGGUCCCUGCACCCCCUGCACCCAAGCGUCCCCGGCUGACCCGUGCCGUCUCCGGUCCGGCCUCGGUCAACGCCACUCCAGCCCAGAUCACUCUGCCUCUGAACCAGCUGACCAGCCUGCCGCUGGGCAAGGUGCUGACUGUCGCGGGGGGCCCAGCUGGCACCAACCUGGGGGGCUACACACUCCUGACCUCCUCGCUCUCUGGGUCGGAGUUGACGGGCGACGCCUCUAACCUGACUGUUCUAUCCGCGGCAGCAGGUCAGGAGGGCACCGGCUCCUUCGUGAAGGUGGUCGGCCCUCAGUUCCAGCUGGUGACGCUGCCGGCCCCGCUGCAGAGCUUGGCCACCGCAGUGCAACAGCAGGUCAGCAGCAUCAGUGUGGUGGACGCCACGGCAACCGAUUCACAAGAGGACGACCAGGCGGACGGCGAUGACGAAGGCCAGCCAGAGCAGGUCAAAGAGGAAGAGGGGGAGCAGUGAGGCAGCUGCUCCUGAACGGCCUUCACCUCAUCAUCCUGGACUCUGGACUGAGUGAUGGCUCGUCCACUUUCUGACUUCAGACCGCGGCGUGUUCAACGCUUGAGCCUCCCUGUUACACGUCCUUCAAUGCAGUUUGUCAGAGUGGCGUCUGAUGUCCGCUGUAAAUAUGGAUUUGUAAAUAAUAUAUUUGAUACAGCUGUUUGUGUAGGGAUGUGAUCCAUUUAAGCUGGAGACAGCAGCGUCGUUCAGUUUGGUAAUAAAUGUUCAGUUUUCCAGAACAGUGUCUUUACGUCCUGUUCAAUAUUAAUAUCAUCCUGUCUUAUCAGUGUGAAGUGGAUGCAGAGGAACUGGGACUUUUUUACCUUUUCCCUUGUCUCUUUUCAUCCCUCUAAAGGAGGAGAAAAAGAGAAAGCAGCUCGCCAUCUUCAAGUCUUAAUGACUUACCAGAUUCUAAAUUCAUUAAGACAAUAAAAAGGUUACCAAU